Messenger RNA from Amoebophrya sp. A25, 884 nucleotides. Lineage: Eukaryota; Dinophyceae; Syndiniales; Amoebophryaceae. The record is from the annotation of a GenBank genome assembly.
AUUAUCUUACCCACUAUCACUAAAAAAUUCUCUUUUUUAAGAUCCUAGGAUCUCUUCUUUUUUUGUCUAAGGUCUACCUGCUCACUUGCUGGCUGCCUCAAGAUUUAUCUAGUGUCUCGGCUUUAAGGUGUGUCCAUUGUGUAGGCACUGUUGUUCCGAGCACAGACUCCACGUUAUAUCCCGCGACUGGGUCGCGUCACUACUACUCCCACUACUACUACUAACAAUAAGUAGCCACGUCUUUGUGUAAUACAUCAACGAGAAAAGGGACAAGAUGUUGCGGCAUUGGGGACGAGCACUUCGGAAAAGGGACCACAAGAACAUUAUGUUCUUGCGAUUUAUUCGUACUGGACGAGCAGUUCACUUCGUAGGGGUUCCUCUUUGUUCCAUAUGUAGUCCUCUUUACGGAAGAUCUAUAAUAGUGCCUCUACUAAUAUUUCAACACUUUCUUGUUCAGCUUGUCAGUGCAGGAGACGUUUUCACGAAUGUCUCCCGCUGUGCCUGGCAGGCGGGCUCCAUCCAGGAGGCGUGUCACACCUCCGCUAGAAGUCUGGACGAUGUGUUGAAAGAACACUUCUUUCCCGUUCCGGAUAUUUCUUGUGGCGCAAAGGGGAAAACCUCGUUGGAGCUAAAACUGAGGACCUUGGAAGACACGGUUUCGAAAAGUGCCAAUUGGUGGUACGCAUUUGCAGAAAGCGAAGAGGAGGAACAACUGCUGGUUGGAGAAGUUUUCGACGACUAUUUUCACCUUGAAGAUGCUCCCGCUGCAAGUGCAACGACACCGGCACCAGGAUCGCUUUUUUCGCAUGUGCCGUUUCCUCGUUCUAGCUUUCCUUUGUUCCGGAAAUUACUGGAAAAGAGCGGAAUGUGGUCCGCCUACCUGC